Messenger RNA from Diospyros lotus (date-plum), 1712 nucleotides. RefSeq lists its product as uncharacterized. Bases 305 to 1441 code for a protein of 378 amino acids. The record is from RefSeq and is a predicted model, not a curated record. The transcript is spliced from 8 exons. Lineage: Eukaryota; Viridiplantae; Streptophyta; Magnoliopsida; Ericales; Ebenaceae.
GUUACGGGCAGUGGGUCGAACCGUUUGGUAGAGAAAAAGUAGAAAGAAAGGCUAAUUCCAAGUCCGGUUCGCUUCAACCGUACUCUUCUUCUUCUUCUUCUUCUUCUCCGCUCGAUUCCUUCGCACCUAAUGCGCUUCUCUUGGUAGUUUCUAGACUAGAUAUGAUAGAGAGAGAGAGACGAAAGGGUUUUGUGUCUGUGGGCUUGACUUUGCUUUUCUGGGUGUGGUAAUGGUAUAUUCGCCAAUCAAGAAGAAAGUGGGGGAAUAUUAUCAGUUUUGCUGAGAAUAGGAAGAAAAUACAGAAAUGGGGAGGCACCAGAACCACCGUUCUUUGAGGAGUAAAGCUGCCCACUUCGUAUCUGAUCUCACCGUCUUCCUCAACCCCAUCUCUGAUAAGCCCUCCAAGCCUAACCAACCCCCUUCUCCUCCUUCUGAAAAUCAGACUGAACCAGGAAGAAGUCAGCUAGAGUCAAUUGAAGAAGAGGGUUCUGAAGAUUUAGCUGAAGGGCCUGACACGUCUUCAUUUACUGCAUUUCUUUAUUCCCUGUUAUCAUUAUCAGAAGCUGGAACUGAUUCGAACCAUGAUGGGCAGAUUGAGUAUCAAGACGAGAUGGAUGAUCGUGUACCUCAGUCAAUGAUGAAAGACAGUAGUGGAAAGAAAAGUUUAUUUUCAAGGGGUAAACAAUCUGUUGGAAGAGCUUUUCAUCAUGCUGCGAGAUUAGGUGGCUUUCGAAAUCAGGCCUCAGAACGUAAGGGCAGUUCUGACAUGAAAAUCGACGGUGCAAAUGAUUCUAAGGUUGUUGAAGAAGAUUGCAUUGGUAAGAAAGUUUUGAAUGAGACUGGUACAGAACAGGAUCUUCCAGAAAUUUCUGAACCCUCAUUGCUUCUGUCUGAGAAAACACGGAGAACUCUUUAUCUUGCACUCCCAGCUCUUGUUCAGGGAAGGAAAUGGGUUUUACUUUACAGCACAUGGAGGCAUGGCAUUUCACUUGCUACAUUAUACAGAAGAACCAUGCUCUGCCCUGGUCUCAGUUUGCUGGUUGUUGGAGACCGCAGUGGUGCAGUAUUUGGUGGCUUAGUUGAUGGACCCUUAAGACCAACAAACAAAAGAAAAUAUCAGGGAACGAAUAAUUCAUUUGUUUUUACUAGCAAAUCUGGACAUCCAGUUAUAUUUUGGCCCACAGGAAUUAAUCGGUACUUCACUUUGUGCACCACUGACUUCCUAGCCCUGGGAGGGGGAGGACACUUCGCACUUUAUUUGGAUGGCGAUCUAUUAAACGGAUCAAGCUCAGCAUCGGAAACAUAUGGAAAUUCUUGCUUGGCAUGCAGUGAAGAUUUUGAAGUAAAGGAAAUUGAGUUGUGGGGUUUUGUCUAUGCUUCUCAGUAUGAGGAGAUAAUUUCUAUGUUGCGUACAGAAGCACCUGGGAUUUGUCGAUGGUGAAUGAUCUUCUCGCAUGAAGUGAACUGUGCCCCAAAUCAUCCAUCGAAAUGGUGCUUCAGUUGCCUACUCAACUCCCGAUGUUGAUUGCUGACUCUGGUAACAUCUGGCAGUGGAUCAUAUAAUCGAGACAUUUGACAUACGCAUAGUAACCUUGUACAUAUAUACCCUGUUCUGUGUAUAUAGAAUGUUCUUGUGUAUGUCCUAAGCCGUGAUCUUGUGCAGUUUGUUAUCCCUGUCUGGCUAGCUAAAUCUAACGUUUCACUUAAUUUUC